CUUUAUAACAAAGCUUAGAUAAUAUUCGCCUUCUUUAAAUCGUAGCCACAACACUGACUUCUUGUCAUCUUCAUAACCCUAAUCAGCUCCUCACUUGUCUCGCUAACUCAGAAUGAAUCAAUCCGAGCAGAAUCACUUCUCCGUGGAAAAGCCUUCACAAACGUCUUUGGGAGCGUACACAAGUCCACCGCCGAUUGGUUAUCCGACCAGAGAUACGAUGGUUGGUGAUCCUCCGGCCGCAGCGAUGGAGACUAAGUCUAAGGGCGAUGGGUUUUGGAAAGGAUGUUGUGCUGCCAUAUGCUGCUGCUGUGUUCUGGACGCAUGCUUCUGAGACUUCGGUAUUGACGUUUUCAUGCAAAUUAUUGCUGUAAUAAAUUAUAUUUGAUGCUAGUUAAUUAUGUUACGUACUCUCUUUUUUUUUCGUCGGCUGUUACGUACUCUUUGUAUGGAACUAAUACGCUCUGUGGAUGGUUAUUAUUUGUUGUUAUGUUUUAUGUUUUAUAUUAAGUGAUAUUGGUUUGUCGAAUGGA
This is a messenger RNA of Capsella rubella, 530 nucleotides long. RefSeq names its product cysteine-rich and transmembrane domain-containing protein PCC1. NCBI's taxonomy places the organism in Eukaryota, Viridiplantae, Streptophyta, Magnoliopsida, Brassicales, Brassicaceae. The transcript has 3 exons. Gene Ontology annotation, cellular component: plasma membrane. The record is from RefSeq and is a predicted model, not a curated record. The coding region runs from base 113 to 331 and encodes 72 amino acids.